Acaulospora colombiana is the source of this 1530-nucleotide messenger RNA. The record is from the annotation of a GenBank genome assembly. Lineage: Eukaryota; Fungi; Glomeromycota; Glomeromycetes; Diversisporales; Acaulosporaceae.
AUGGCUAAUCCUGUGCAGUCUCGUCAAAUGCAGAUGGCCAACACUUCAAUGAUGAUGACCAAUCAGGCGACCAUCAUUAGAAAACGUACCAAUCCUGAUGCCGCCGCGAUCAACGCUCAACAAGUCAAAAAAAAGCGAGCACUCGAUAGAAGCAUACCAGAAAAGCUCGACACGCUUGUACAUGAAUCACGGUUGUACACCGAACUUCAGGAAUUCGAGAGAAGAUUGGAUGCCACAAUCAUAAGGAAAAAAAUGGAAAUUACCGAGUCUCACUCGAAACCUAUGAAGGUCAAGCGCACACUUCGUGUGUUCGUGUCAAAUACUUCAUCAAACCAGCAACCGGUUCAGGGGGAAGGGGAGAAUGAACUUGAAUACGGUGAUGGGAGCAAUAUCCCGGCAUGGACACUCAAAAUCGAGGGAAGAUUGCUCGACGCACCGAAUGCUCCAAAGACCACCAGACCUUAUAACCAUAAAUUCUCUCAUUUUUUCAAAUCCGUUAUUGUUGAGUUAGACAGAGAUCCAGAGUUAUAUCCCGAAGGAAGUCUGAUAGAAUGGAACAAAACUCCUGAUGCCGAAGAAGUUGAUGGGUUCGAAAUUAAGCGUAAAGGAGACGUCAACCUCAAGGCAAAGAUCUAUCUGAAUAUUGAUCAGCAACCGCCGAGGUACAAAUUAUCCCCCGAACUGUCGGAAAUUUUGGAUAUAAAAGAGGACACGAAAUCCGGAAUCAUAAUGACCUUGUGGCAAUAUAUGAAGCAUAAUAAUCUUCAAGACAGUGAGGACAAAAGGAUUAUUAACAACGAUGCUCGUUUAUUUGAAGUUUUUAAGGUUCCGCGGAUCGCUUUCCCGCAGAUUCCCGAGCUUAUCAACAAACAUCUGCUUCCCGUCGAUCCUAUAUCUAUAGAUUAUACCAUUCGAGUCGACAAAGAAUUCCACCAGUCUCGAUACGCUUACGACAUCGAGGUUGAAGUCGAUGAUCCAAAUAAAGCAAAACUUUCCAUUCCAACAAGCAUGGCCAACCAAAAAGAGAUACAAAGUCUAGAUGAUAAGAUUGCACAGUGCGUUCAAAGCAUUAACAAUUCCAAGACGAAACGUGACUUUUUGUUAAAUUUUGCCACCUCACCUGUGGAAUUUAUCAACAAGUGGAUCGCCAGUCAGAGUCGUGAUUUGGAGGUCAUUUUGGGAGAGAGCAAAGUUAACCUCGAGGAACAACGACGAUCAGAGUUUUACAAACAAGGAUGGGUUAACGAGGCCAUCUUUCAUUAUACCACGGCACAGAUGCCUUUACUAGGAAAGAUUAAGUCUCAGUACGAAAUGUGGAAAAUUAACAAAUACACUAGACGCCGAUCCACGUUGACGCAAGACUUCGAGCAAAAAGACUUGGACUUUUACAAACAGAACUACGUGAACGGCGUGUAUUUAAACACGGCACCUGAUUCCGAGGAUUUCAAGAGAAGCUCCAUGAGCUUUGGAAAGAAACCCGGAAAAAAUCGAAAGGCCGCGAAAUGUAGUGAGUCGUAUAACUCCUAUUGA